UUUUCUUUUCAAAAAAAUCUUUGAAAUAAAAUAAAAUAAAUUUUAGAAAAUCCAUGGCCUCCGGUGAUAAUUGCAGUGCAGUUCACCUGUGGAUAUGUGAUGAUGUAGGCGGGGUACAUGUUCUUUGUCACGUGACCAGUGACCCAGAGACUCAAAUGAAAUGGAGACAAGUUGAGGAGACCAGCCCAUAUGGGUCUGUAGUGGGUGGAGCUAAUGAUUCCGUCUGCUCUGUUGUUAAGGAAGACGGUGAAUUACACGUACGAGAUAAAAUCAAUUAUUCUAAUCCUUUGGGGAAGGCGUGGCUACCCACUCGUUGUCAUGUCACUAAAGUCGCCAUUGGUUCUAAGUAUUUGGUAGCUGUAUUGAGAGAGGGUGGGACAUUAAUUGGAAAUAUCGGUCGAGUGAGAAGCUCCAGUUAUUGUCCAAUAAAAUGGGAAGAAAUAUCACCGCCAUUCCCGCCAAAAUUGGCACAUGUUACCAUGACAACGAGUGAUUUCCUAUAUGGCGUAACGGAGGGAGGGGAAGUCCACGGUUGCCAUGGUAUCUCAGAUGACACGCGACCAAUCAAAUGGGAGAAACUUAGUAAACCGCCGAUAGUCAGCAUGCUGGGGUACAUAUCCAGUUUAUUUAGAGCGACUUCGCAAUUACUGUUUGAUAAUGUGACCACUGCAGCAGAGGGUUUAUGGUGCUAUUCAAAAAGGAAUGAUACUUUAUGGCUGUUUCAAUUACCAAAUAGCGGAUUCUCAACUAGUUGCUCGUGGAAGAGUUUCUCUCUUAAAAACCAGGCCCUUAAACUAGCAAGCAUAUCCGGUCAUCCUAAUAAUUUAUUGACCAUAUAUGGUAUAACGGAGGAUGGGCAGUAUCUGUAUGAGAUGAAGGGGAAGGAGGUGGAGUCAGUGCUUUCUUUCGCUGAGUUACCUUAUCAUGGACACGGAGACAUUGUAAUGACUACUGUUGCUUGUUCUCUAUUGACUGGCAAAGAAGAGUUGAAUAAUGAACCUUCUCUGUAUCCGAAAUUACCGAAAAUAAGAAGAGAAAUUGAUGAUGAAGUAAUUGAUACUUCCGAUACUCUAUUCACUUUUGAUAAUUAUCAAGAACAAUCCCGCAUCGAGAGAAAAAGGCGACGGAAUUUUGAUGACGAAUCGUACGAGACGAAGAGAGAAAAGGAUGACACGGAUUUGUCGUAUCUGUCGCCAUGUCAACAGACUACAGUCACCACACCCACUAGGACUAAAAUGUAUCGUCAUCCAUUUACUCACAAGUUGAUAAGAGACAUACCUGUUACCAUAAUAGCCCAGAGAAAGAGGAGCUGCGUGAAAAAGGAGGUUAAGUUUGCCACAUGUCAAGAAAUACUGAAAAAGUAUUCUUUUCCUUCUGAUCCUAUUGAUGAGUUAGAGGCAGUUCCAACUCCUCAUACUCAAUCCUUGAGCUCUCAUUCUCAAGCUGAAAUAUCUCAUUCCCAUGCUGCUGAUACAUAUACUUUUGUUCCUCCUCAUUCUGCUGAUACCUAUACUGUUGUUGCUCCUCAUUCCCAUGCUGUUGAUACCUAUACUGUUGCUGCUCCUCAUUCCCAUGCUGCUGAUACCUAUACUGUUGUUGCUCCUCAUUCCCACGCUGCUGAUACCUAUACUUUUGUUCUCCCUCAUUCCCAUUCUGAAGAUACUCAUACUCUUACUCCUAAUUCCCAAGCUACUGAUACCUAUACUGUAGUUGCUCCUCAUCCCCCUUCAAAUUUUGGUCUCUCCUCUUCCCCUGAUAUCAAUCACUCAUCAUCACCAUCACAAUUAGUAACUGGACACACUAAAUAUUAUACUGCUAUAAAUAACAAUAAACAAUAAUAAUAAUAAUAAUAAUAAUAAUAAUAAUAAUAAUAAUAAUAAUAAUAAAUUAAUA
This is a messenger RNA of Amphimedon queenslandica, 1893 nucleotides long. RefSeq lists its product as uncharacterized. The coding region runs from base 54 to 1838 and encodes 594 amino acids. Lineage: Eukaryota; Metazoa; Porifera; Demospongiae; Haplosclerida; Niphatidae. The record is from RefSeq and is a predicted model, not a curated record. The transcript is spliced from 3 exons.